Molecule: messenger RNA, 1446 nt
Organism: Fulvia fulva
Lineage: Eukaryota; Fungi; Ascomycota; Dothideomycetes; Mycosphaerellales; Mycosphaerellaceae
Product: Dothistromin biosynthesis regulatory protein aflR
Exons: 2
Coding region: 1-1446 (481 amino acids)
Biological process (GO): regulation of DNA-templated transcription; aflatoxin biosynthetic process
Cellular component (GO): nucleus
Molecular function (GO): DNA-binding transcription factor activity, RNA polymerase II-specific; DNA binding; zinc ion binding
Source: RefSeq, a predicted model, not a curated record
AUGCCUGAACCAACUCGCAACUCAGAGUCCAGCAGCUCGACAUGUCGACGACAAUCUGGUGCACAACAUAUUGCAACGCCUAAACUGAAAGACUCGUGCACUGCUUGUGCAACAUCAAAAGUCAAAUGUAGCAAAGACAAGCCAACCUGUGCUCGAUGCACCCGACGCGGCCUGACGUGCGACUAUGGUCUGUCGAAGCGUACUGGACGAACCUCUCACGCCACUGCUCAGAAGCAACAGCAACAACGACAGCAACAACAAAAUCAACAAAAUGGAUCCGAUAGGAGAGGCAGUCAGCCUGCAGUUCCCGUGGCCAACAUGCGUUCAGACACAGAUCAAUUCAUCUCGCCGAUAGAUCUUCAAGAGCCUUCGAUGCUUUCACCCUCGCUCAUGCCAGACUUCAGCAGCGAUAGUUCGCAAACUGGCCUCGAUCAAUGGAAUCCAGAUCUGUGGUCGACAAUGUUCUCUCAGAAUGGAACAGGCUCGAACGAUGCACCUUCAUCCACAAUGCAGACACAAUGCGGCACUGGCAACGACAUCGACGAUCUCUUCAACUCCCUCACAUCAUACAGCAUGCUCGGAGAGCCAGCAGAUACCACCAUGUCGAAUCAGCAUCCGCAGGCCUUCUCCGAUACCUCUUCUUCGAUAAGCCCAUUCGAUCAACUGACCUCGGUCUCCGACAUUGGUAGCCAAGACUUUUCGAACGUGGAUCUGUCUAUGGUCAACUGUGUACCUGCUGUUCAGCAGCCCGUUGAGCCGGCCAACUGCUGCUUGAACGUCGCCCUUGGUUUCAUGACACAAUUGUGCGCCACUGCGACGUCGACAUGUACCAUGCCAGGUAGCCACAAUGGCAACAACGCUCUACCAACCAUCGACUCCGUCAUCACGGAGAACAGGCAAAUCGUCGACCAAAUCGUGAAGAUCCUCGAAUGUCCCUGCUCGCAUGACGAGUAUCUACUCACCAUCGUGCACCUAGUUGUCUUCAAGGUUAUGGCUUGGUACGCAGCCGCAGCUCGCGACAAGCCAUCUUUCGAUGAAGACAUGAAUUGGUCCGAUCAACCGUCUGCUCGUCCUUCACGUACCCGCACAUACUCAGAGGAGGUGCUGCAAUUUCCACCGAGUAUCGAUGGUUACAGUUCCGACGGCUCAGAUCAGGGCAGGAUGGCUGCUCAACUUGUUCUGAGCGAGCUGCAUCGUGUCCAAAGACUUAUCAACCUCCUGUCACAGCGCCUCGAAAGCGUCCGUUUGAGGAAUCACGUUGCAAGCUCUGGGAGCAGUGCUAGCUUGGAAAGCAUUGGCGAAGACUCUGUCGUUGGCGGAGUCUCUCUAUCCUCCACAGCUGGAUCGCCGCUGUCAUCACCGACGUUUGAUCAGCUCGAAGCUGAUCUCAGAAAGCGUCUACGAGCAGUUUCAUUCGAAACGAUUGACGUUCUGCGCCGAAAUUAG